Molecule: messenger RNA, 3491 nt
Organism: Clupea harengus (Atlantic herring)
Lineage: Eukaryota; Metazoa; Chordata; Actinopteri; Clupeiformes; Clupeidae
Product: low-density lipoprotein receptor class A domain-containing protein 3-like
Biological process (GO): receptor-mediated endocytosis
Cellular component (GO): plasma membrane
Molecular function (GO): protein binding
Source: RefSeq, a predicted model, not a curated record
UGGGUUUUAGCUGCUGAUAUUAGAUAUUAGUUUCUUAUUAGUCAUUUAUUAACAGUUUUUGCAGUGCAGUGCAGUUAGUAAAACCCAUCCCCCGACACCUUAAGAGACGUACUAGCGACUGACACUAGCACCAAUGGGUUUUAUCCUCCUUGCUAGCACACCCGCCUCCCAUACCAUGGGACUGUGCUUGUCUACACAACACAGGUUACAUUGGUGCGAUGACCCGGUUUGUGAAUGAGGUUUAGGGCGGUGAGUGUCAUGGUAGCUAGCACGUACAGUGCUGUGCAGUGAGUAAACCUCAGUCCCUGACACCCUAAGAGACGUGCUAGUAUCAAUGGGUUUGAGCCUCUUUACUAGCACGCCUGCCUCCCAUGCCUGAGGUUGUGAGGUUGAUGCUGAUAGAGCGUUGCUAGACUGCUCUCAGCUCAGUUUUCGCUGGCAUUAUGCUGUUGUUUUUCAUGAAAUUAAUGUAUGUCUGGUUGUACCAGGCUUAUAGAUUCCCUGAUUGAGAACCACAUCUGUAUUCCAAAGAGUGUCCUGUGUGCAAGGACAAAACAGAAUUAAAUCAAAUAAAAAUAGCUCAAUAUACUGUGGCCCUGAGAGCUCAUAGCACUGCACAUUAAGAAAACAUAACAGAAAACAAGAAAAAAAGUCAAUUUGACAUCACUUGCGCAGCAUUUAGAUAAAACUCUGCAAAUUCAGACAACACUCCACACAACAGCUGACAAGCCUUUCUUUAUUUCCUCCUCCACUUCCUCUCCCUCCUUCUUCUUCUUCUUCUAUGGAGGUUGCAGUGCGUUGAGCUCAAACUGAUUAGGUUUUCUUAAUUUGAUUGUGUAUUUGCAUGUGUUUUCUUAAAUUGCAGUGCGUUGAGCUCUCACCAUAAAUAACACAAUAAAAGACUUAAAGAUAUGAUAUUAGAUAAAUGCAAAACAAAUAUAAAAAAAAACUAAACAUGGACAGCAAAAAGUUAAAAUGAUAAUAAGAAAGAAAGAAAAAAAGGAUCAAAUUUGCAUAUAUGUAAUAUACUAUUAGGCUACUACAGACAGGCCUACAGCAUAGUCACUUUGUAGGCUAAAUGUAGUCAAGGUGAGAUACUCACGGGGAGAUUGUCUUUGAUCGCCUACUUCAUUUUGUUAUUCGUGCGUGUGAUGUAGGAUUGCAAUUAAAACUGGACUUCCUUCCCACUGCCACUUCCUGGUCUGCCCACUGAUAGGCACUGUGGGCAGCCGUAGCAAAACGCUCAUCAGUCUCCGCCUCUGCUAACGGGAGGAUUCGACGAGACUCGACCCCAAUUCGAAUUUCCCUUUAAUAUUUGUUCGUCCUGUCCAUAGCGUACUUCUCAAUAUAAAGAUAUUCGCUUGCAAUCGCUGAUGUAUUUUGUUUACAGACCGUUUGUAAUGAGAAAAGAUCUCCACGAGAGGCGGAAUCUAUGCUUGGUCGUGGGAUGUAGAAAUCCGUCAUGCAGGCCUGAGGCUAUGUAGUAGGCUACUUCUCCAAGCUGGGUAGGAAAGCAAAGGAUGUGGAUUUGGUAUAUUUUGCUAACUUCUGGGUCAGGACCUAACUUGGCUGGCAGCCAGCCUCCCCCAGGAAACACCACCGCCGCCGCUACCUGCAGCAUCCCAGGCAACUUCACGUGUGAAGAUGGACAGUGUGUCCCUGGAGCUGUGCGCUGUGAUGGACAGCCUGACUGCUUCGACAAAAGUGAUGAGAGGGGCUGCGCCAGGGUGAGGUCCAAGUGCUCCCCUACUUUCUUUCCAUGUUCCAAUGGUGGCCACUGCAUCAUCGGGCGGUUCCACUGCAACGGCUUUCCGGACUGUCCAGAUGGCAGCGAUGAACAUGACUGCGUAGAGAAUCCCGACCUCUGCGCAAGUGCCAGCAGGUUCCACUGCAAAAACGGCCGCUGCGUUCACCGCAGUUUCCUGUGUAACGGUGAAGACAACUGCAGGGACAACAGUGAUGAAGAGUACUGCUUGAUCACGACAGCUGCGUCCCCCCAUCGAGACCCUUCUCCCCUGGACUACUCUGGCAUGACUGGGGUGGUGACGUGCUGCGCUCUCUUCAUUGGCCUGCUCUCUGCUCUGUUUGGCCUGGUCCUGCACCACCAGAGGAAGCGCGGCAUCCUGACCGACCACAGCACUCAGGCCAGGCACCAUCAGCCGCUGCUGCUGUCUCACUUCGUCAUCCUGGACCCGGGCUACCCACGCCUGUCCCCUCCCUCGACCGCACCCUCGAGUCCCAGCCCUUUCUCCUGCAGUCCGCAGUCUCGGCCGCCCCCGGCUGGUUCUCCGCCGCCAUACUCCGAGGCAGCGCUGGAUGCCAGUUAUCCCUCCUGGUUUGACCUUCCACCUCCACCAUAUCUACCCGAUGCAGACGGCUCGCCCCAGACUGCCCCAGAUCUGCCCCCAUAUGAAGCCUGCGUGGAGCAUCCAGAAACGACUCCUCAUGACAGCCUUGCACACAGCCCUCCGCAUGCGAGCCCACUCAGGGUUUAGCACUUCAACAGCAACUCACAGCACUGUCCAGCACGUACAGGAGCGGACCCAUGCUGACUAGCACUCACAUAAUAAACUACAUAGCAUCUGUCCUUUAAACAUGUUAUUUGAGGCAUGUCGUGAAAAUGCCUUUUUGAAGUCACACAAUUCUUUCCCACUCACUGUCACUAAAAUCUUCAAAAAUUGGAUUGCUAUCUGAAAUGUAAUUCAGAAUAUGCAGAGAAUGGUUGUAGUGCAGACCACCCUGAGAAAGAAUGAAGGACAUAGAAUGAAAAUGACUGUGUGAUUCACACACCAAAUGCUUUUUCCCCCCUCUUUCUUUCUUUCUUCUGAGAUGAUGAAGAAUGGGCACCCGGUUCCAUUACCUAAUCUAAAUGACGUGCUGGUUGUUGCCAUAUCAACAACACUAUUUGACGGCCACAAUCAACAGAAGAGACUGUAUGGAGUAAAUAAUGAAGUGAUGUAAAGUAUGGUUCUGGAAACUGGAAUACGUAAAUGUGGCAAGGACUUUAUCUGAAUGGUUAUACUGCUCCCUGGUGUACGUUCUGGUAUUGCACCAGUUUUGAGAGGGAACAGAAACGAGGUUUUGGGAACUUGUGUGAAAAGGACAUUCUGUUAAAUAACAGAGUAAGAGAAGUCACAGAUAUUUGUUAAACACUUACACCGUGGGGACUGUACAUUUUCAAAGUUCACUGUAUUCCUCACAUUUCUGUCUUUACGUUCCUUGUCAUUUCGUAUUUAGAGAAAUAUUUUUGUAAAAAACAAACAAAAGAAUGGAUGAAUGAUAGAAGGAAAUUCAAUAUAGACCAACUGAUUUUUUGUCAGAUACAAAUUAUUUAUGAAGAAUAAUGUUUUGAGAUGCCCACAUUACUGUGUUUGUGAUCAUUGACAAUGUUGAAGUGUUAACAUGUAGAACCCACUAGGUGGCGCUCCUUACAUUUCAAAAUGCUGCUGUUGUCCUUUUCAUUUAUAAAGACCAUAUGAAGUCACCCUCCA